AGCCGACUCAGCCGAGCCUCAGUGUUGAGGGUUGUCUCGGGGUGUGAGGGCGUUACAGUUUCCGUCGUCGCCACAUAAGUUGGAUCCAUUUGAAGAAGUCGAAUGGUUUCCAAGAACUAGGAAAUAUAGUGAGGCGAACAAAGUUUUGUGAGUGAAGAACUACAGACCUGACAAUCUAGCCAAAUUACUUUUUAGUGUAGCAAAUGUUGGGCAGUAGCUCUGAGAUGGAAGUCCUGCAGAACAGUUUGAGAUCAAGACGGAGGACACAAUGGGUGGAAUGAGCAACCAGUCAACUAUUAACUCGCACUUUUCAAAGAAACCAAAGGUGGACCGUGCUCAGUGGAUUUGACCGUAUAGGAACAAAAUGUGUCAGGCCAAAUUUUGUCCUCUACUGAGUCUUAAAGCAUUGUUAUCUGCACACAGCUUCAUUUCUUCAUGAUAAUUAUUGAUGGUAGAAUGUCCUCGGUAGCAGGAGGCGCCUCAGCUGACACUUCUACCACUACUGCUGUUCCUGCUUCAUUUAUUCCUUUGUUUGUCCCUCCUCCUCCUCGCCAAUUUCCUUGGGAAAAUCACAAAGUAACGAAGACAUCAUCAAAAGCUUCUAAAUCCAUCAGUUUACCUGGUAUGGAGACUGCACAAAAUCCUUCAGUACAAAUCCAUCCUCUGCCUUCAUCCUCCUCACCACCACUGCCUCCACCACUUGAGUCUACGUCUCUCACAUCCCCUCCGCCUCCUGACCUUCCUCCCCCUCCUGAUUUUUAUCCAUCCUCAUCUUCUCCUCCACCACCACCACCCCCACCUUCUUACCUCUUUCCUGAACUGUCAUCAGAAGACCUUCCACCACCACCUCCUCCCCACCUUUUCCUGGAUGUGUCGCAUAAACCACCUCCUUUAUACAUUUGUUCCUAUGAUCCACCUUCCCCAGAAAUUAAAUCUGAAUAUGACCCACAGCUUCCUCCAGGCUUUUCAACACAGACUAAACAUUUUCCACUUUCACCACAACCCCCUCCGGUCCCUCCACCACCACGACCUACGCCUCCACCUCCUCCGACCCCACCAGUCCGCCAGGCAUCGAGAGAGAACCUUGCUAUACAAACACAUCCCUCAAAUGGUGAUAAUACAAUAGCUGUGUCAGAAGGAACUGCAUACACAGCACCUGACGAAUCUAAGGUUUCAAGAGUACCAUCCAAUACUACUGAUGAAUACUUUAAACACAUUCAAGAAGGAACUUCUGAUGAUCGACCACCCUCAAGCAUAAUAUCUUCAUCAACACUUACUGCAACUUUUCUUCAGACACCAGAAUCUGGAAUGUCUCCACUACCACCACAUGCCCUCAGGGUCUCACCUGUUUCCACUGACGCCAUUACACCAUCCUCACAGUUGACUGGAACUGAUGACCUCACUAUGACGCCUACAUUCAGUGAUCUCAUUUACACGCCAAACUUUUAUGACAACAGUAAAGACUCGACCCUCGACAUGGAUACACCUGAGGCUACACCCCAGCUCUCGGUAACUCCAGGAACGCCUUCAUUUACUCCAGCAGAAGAGGCUGUCUCACCUGUGCCUACUAAAAGCCAAACUGAUUAUGCAUUAUCACCUCAGUAUGGUGUAGGGAAACAUGACAGUGAUUCUGAAUCAGAGAGGACUGAUUAUCUAUUUUCUGAAAGAUCAUAUCUUGAGACACUGGUUGGCUCCAACACAGCCACUACCACUACAGCUGGACAGGCACAAAUUUUCUCUCCAAUGUCUACUGAGCCUACAUCUCUCUUCUCUCUCCCCACUGACAGUGAUACAAUAUCUGCUGACUUUGACUCCUUUGCUGCAGAUACAUUGUCCCCAACAGCUGAAUAUGAUUUCCUCUCAGCUGAUGUUGAGACCUCCAGUGUUGACACACAUGUAACAGCCAGUGUAGUUGGUAUGAACAUAACUUCCGCAUCACCUGGAAUCUCUGACACAGCCUAUACCACAGCAGACAGUGCUCUUGGCUCAGCCACGAUGUCACCAGCAUUUACUGAAUCUUGUACCAUUACUCCUUUACCUACUGAAUAUGUUACACCAAUGUCCACAAAUCCCACAACACCUAUCCCAUCUCCUGUCGCUUCUUCACCUCUACCUUACUUUGAUGCAUAUCCUUCCUCUGAAUAUGUAACAUCAACCCUGCCCUCUAAAUCUUUGUCUUUCUCCAACAUGGAGACCCCCAGCACCUUGACAGUGUCAGUGAUGUCAUCACAGGAUUACUCACCCUACUCAGAAUCCAGCAGUGCAGAGAGGUUAGUCCGUUGUCAAACCUCAGACACUACGGUGGUGGUGAACUCAAAACAGAGCUCGGAAAUAAUGUCGCUUGUGCCUCUAACCAUACCCACCUCCUCUUCACAGCACACUCUUUGUCACGAUUCUAAGCAAUCUGUAAAUACACAAAACCAGAACACAAUUUUGCGAAGCUCAGAUACUGUUGAAAAAAUGAAAAAUAAAGAUGAAUCUAGGGUAAAUGAAGAUGAACAAAAUUUAUCUGAAUGUAAACAAGAAUUUAAGGAAAAUAAACAAAUUUCUGUAACUGAUCAAAAAGAUGACAUGUCAGUUGAACAUAAUAAGGAAGAAUCAUCAGCACAAGAGCCUGGCAUUAGCGAACAAAAAGAUGGAGAAAAAGAACAGUCACGUGUAGAAAAUGAACCCCAGGUAAAAAAUUCCUGCCAGAAAAUUAAGGAAGCUACGCUUGACAUUGUUGACGACAAAUGUGAAAAAGAUACGACAAUGAACCAAGAAGUAAUUAAUAAAACAGAUGAAACAGAAAUAAGUGACAUCCAAGUUAAACUGAGUGAAACAAUGCCCAAAGAUGCCACGGGAGAUCAUGAAGCAAUGGAUGUUGAUGCGAGCCAAGAUACUGGUAGGACAGAGGGGAGUAAUGCUAUAUCUGUAGCUACGCUUAAAACUGAAAAGGUUUCUCAAGAACAGGAGGUUAAGAGCAGAGAUAAAAUUUCCCAGAAUGCAUCCCAAGAACGGACUCAAGAAAUUUAUGAAAUGAUGGAAGAUGUGAAUGGAAAUAUUAGUUAUGUAUUGGAAGAUAAGCAAGAAAAGUGUGUUGAAGUUCUUUAUGAGGCAGAACAGGAGUCAAAUGUAAAUGGAAAUACAAAAAGUGACAAUCAAAAUGACAAUGUGGAAGAUGUUUUGAUAGAAAAAGAAAAGGAACCUAUGGAAAUAAUAGAUGAUAAGAAUAUGAAAGAUAUUGUGAAAUAUACAUCUGGAAAGCAGGAAGGUGAAGCUCAGAAUGAAGAUGGCUGUGCAAUAACAAAAGAAAAGCUACCUGUCCCAACCUCACUGAGUGCUGGAAACACACCACCAAGAUCUCCUGGUACAAGAUGGAAGAGAUCAUCCCUACCAUCCUCCCCAACACAUUAUAGUACCACUCCCAGUCAGACGUUCACAAUCUCUCAUGCAACUUCUUCUCUGUCAUCUAAAUCGAGGUCUGUUCCUUCAUCUCCUCUCCCAUACAUGAGUGCUAGUGUGGGAGGAAGCAUGUCACCCAAGAAAAUGUCUCCCUCUCCAACACUCACCAGUCCAUCAAGUACUGGUGUGGCCUCUCCAAAAAGAAGACCCAAGGCUAUCCCACUCUCUACAUCACCUAAAGAAGCCUUGCAGCUCCUGGAUGCUGUAGUUGUAGAUUUGGAAAACAUGUCUGCUGAUCUCCCAACCUCAUCAUACCUAAAGCAAGAUAGACUAUCUAAUAAAGUAAUUUCCUCAAAGUACUCUGAUGAGAGCACAGACAUAAAAAGUGGAGAAGCAUUUUUACACCAACAAGACAAGAUAUCAGGCUUAGAAUCAGAGAUCAAAUCAGCAUCAAGUUCUGAAAAUCAGGUACAAGAAGUAGCAGACAGUUCACAUACAGAGGAGGUAAACCUAGAGUCCGGAUCAGACUCCUGUCAAAAACAUCACGUUAUCAUAUCAACAGACAGUGAAACAGAAAUCGUAGGUGCUACAGAACACACACACACGGAGAAUUCUGAAGUGCAUAACCAGACAUGUGUGUCCUCAGUAAAUAUUUCUUUGAUGGCUGUCCCUCAUGACAAUCGACACAAUGUAAGACUAUCACCACCACCUCCAGUUGUAUCCAAACCCUCAGAUGGUACUUGUUCUGUUGCUACAGUUAAUUCACAUUCAGAUCUUACCACUCUCCCCUCUGUUAAACCUUCAAGUUCAUCAUCUGAUAGAUUAUCUUCAAUUAGUGAGCAUAGUAUUGCUAAUGUCACUCUGUCUAAUGCAUGUAGUGAUGUAAGUGUUUCAUCUUUUUCAUCAGAGCAUUGUGUUAAUAAUUUAGAAGCUUCCACUAAUACUGAUGCCAAAGGAGUAAUCCAUAAAGAGACAUUACCAGAAGAUGAAACAAUACAGAAGAAUGACCUUAAUACAGCUACGUCUUCUGAUAAAAAACUCUUACCAGAAGAGGGUACAAAAGAGAACUCUGAAGUUGUAGAUCUUGGGAUACAUGUUAAUAAAAGUAAUACUCUCACCCGGUCAUCUGUAGAAAGAGUUCAUGUAGAUUAUAACUGUAAGAGUAAUCAUGACAAUGAAGAAGUAAUCUUAGAAAAUAGUUCUAGCAUUAAUGAUACAAAACCUAUUAAAAGCAGUGAUUUCCCACCCUCACAGUCUUCUUCCCCACUUGGCAGCAUUGUGGAAGAUGUUGCUCCGCCUUCGUCAACCUCCCGCGCCAAGACUCCCCCUCUGCCUCCUCCUCGGUCUUGUGUCAACACUCCCAGACCAGCUGUUGGAGCUCCUCUGCCCCCUCCAAGGCAGUACAUGCUUAUCCCAAUUAACCAACCUCAAAGCACACAGAGAAGAUACAGUCCCCCACCUGCUCCACCUCGAUCCACAUCCAUUCGUAAAUCUUCUCCCCCACCACCACCUCCGCCUCGGUCUGCUAUUCACACUCCAUCAGCAAAAAAUGAGUGGAUUGAUUUCCCUCCGCUUCCUCCACCUCCUCCAACAUGCAUCAACACUCCAUCCACUCCUCCACCAAAGUUAACACCUGUACCAGAAGAGUCAUCAACUCCCUCCACACCCCUUCCUCCCACACGACCUUCUCCAAGUAAUUCCCUAGUAGGAUCGUCCUCAAAGCUGCAUGAAGCAAGGAAAACAGAAACUUCGUCUUACAACACUCGGUCACUAACAGCUACACUAGUAACACAAGACACAUCCUCAGAACUAAAAAUUUCUUGUGAUGGUGAUCCUCCAGCUCUUCCACCACCUCCGGAGGAAGAUUUUGAAGAGGAUCCACCGCCACCACCUCCUCCCCCAGUUGAAUCUGAAGAUGAAACAGUGCCUCCUUUACCUCUUCCUCCUCCUCCUCCUGAUGCUUUAUUUUGUCCUCCACCUCCACCACCCCCUCCACCCAGAGUUAAACCUACAGUUCCCCCACUUCCUUCACCUCCAUUUGUCACCUAUUCCUCUCCAGAAUCUUCAGUAAGGAGGUCAACAGAACCAUUUCCUAGCCAUCAUAAACUGUCUUCUAACCCUUGCAGUAUUGCUCCUCCUUCAGAGUCUGAAACAAUGUCAAGUGAUUCGUCUGCCAUGCCUCCACCAGCAUCAUCAGAAUCGCCCACAUCAGAAGUACCAAGUAUCCCUCCACCACCAAUGCCUUGCCUUACUUCUUCAGCAGCUUCUCCACUCGUGCUUCCUUUACCACAUUCACCCACACCUCAUGAAUCAAAGGCUUUACUAUCCACAUCUCCUACUCCAUUUGCUCCCUUACCCCCAAGAGCACCGUCUCCUAUUGUAAGUACAACAGCAGCUCCAAAGUCACCCUUGAUAACAACUACACCAUAUGGCAAAAUGGUCAUCAUUCGGUCAGAUUUGCCACUUCCAUCACCAGAAGAAGAAAUAAGAUCAACAUUUGCCAGUGUGAAGGACUGGGGGAUGCUGUAUGAGAAUGUUGAUACUCUUUCCAUCUACACUCAACUACGCCCAGUUAUUCAGCAAGGACCUCAAUGUGGCAUUGUAGCUCUAAGCAUGGCUUCACAAGUCUUUCCCGAAACGGUAGAUGUUGCAGACUUGCUCGAAGCUGCCAAGAAACAAAGCUGCUCUUGCCAUGGUGAGAUGUUCAGCUCUGAUGCAAUGUCUAAACUAGCUGAAAGUAUUAACGGUAUGGAGGCAACUGUGCGGAGAGACAUUUUAUGCAACCCCAGAAAUAUGCUGGAGGUUUUGAUGCAGGGAGACCUGAUUCUUGUGCCUUAUGAUGCCGAACGUAAUUAUAUGCCAGGACUCCGGGGUGGCCACAAGGCACACUGGGGUAUCAUUUGUGGUUGUCUAGUCCAGUGCCAGUCCCUCAAUAUACAUAUGGGUGGAGCAUCUAAGUUAGAUUCUCAUGUUGACCAUCUGUGGCAUCUCCGUCCAAGAAGCAAAGUGGGAGUUACAUAUUCGGCCAAGAACAGAGAUGGCAGUGUGACACCUAGCACACCAGUUGUACCUGGAUCUCCAAUUAUAAGACGUAGACCUUUAAGAACACCAGAACUACCAGCUGCUUCCCCAAUUAAUGAGGAUUUCAAAAUCUCGGAAACAUCACGUCGAGAAGGUUCUUUGAGCAGAGGUUCAGAAAUGGAUACUUGGAGUAUCAACAACAGUCGAGUAAAUACACCAAUGUUACCCGACUUUCUACAAGAUGAAAUUAAACUGGUAGCUUUAUGGAGGCAAGGUAAGAGUAGAAAAUUAGUUGCAGCUCCCUUGGAACAGUUAUGUGAAAGCAAUGACCAACUUUUAGAAUACCCACCAGCUUCCACACCAUCAGAACUGGAAUAUAUCAUUGGUUCUGUACAAGAUGGUCUUGCUGGUCAAGUUGUUGUGUUGCAUAAAACUAAAACAGCACUAUCAGACUUAGUAGGAAUACUUCAGGAGAAAAAAUCUUGUUAAUCUGGACUUAAGUUACCAUUUCAAGUUUAGUAAAUAAAAAGAAUAUCAAAAUUACAAGAUUAAAAUUAUCAGGACUUUUUCCAAUUAUUAAAAAUAAGUGAUUCAUAUUACAGUACUAAUUUAAAAAAUACUUGUACCAAGAAUUUGUCUGGGACUGUAAUUCUGUUCACAGAACAAAUUUAUUACUUUGAUCAGUGCCACUUAAAAGCUACUGUAUUAUGAGAUUGGCAUCCUAUCUAUAAUCAGUUAUUCUUGAGACCAUUGGAUUGAAAUAUAGGCAGUAGGGCAAUUUUUAUUAAAAAUGAAUCUUGUGGCAUUCAUGAAUACAGUACAGUAUAUAUAAUUUUUUUGUUUAGCUUCUGAGUAUGUAUUUAGUGCUAGCUGAAAUGUAAGAUUAUUUUAUUCUUCCAAGGAAUCCUAAGUGUUUGAUACUUAAAAUAUACUCAUAUUCACUCAUUUCAGUAAAUAUUACUGAAUAUUUAUAACUGUAAACCACUUGCUCUCUUAUGUACUGAAAAAGUUACAGUAUUCUCAAGAGUCAGUAACACAAAAUUGUAUGCAUCCAUGAAAUUAAAUAUCUAGCAAAA
Molecule: messenger RNA, 7481 nt
Organism: Homarus americanus (American lobster)
Lineage: Eukaryota; Metazoa; Arthropoda; Malacostraca; Decapoda; Nephropidae
Product: SH3 domain-containing protein C23A1.17-like
Exons: 6
Coding region: 436-6894 (2152 amino acids)
Source: RefSeq, a predicted model, not a curated record